Molecule: messenger RNA, 2340 nt
Organism: Carcharodon carcharias (great white shark)
Lineage: Eukaryota; Metazoa; Chordata; Chondrichthyes; Lamniformes; Lamnidae
Gene: cdca7b
Product: cell division cycle associated 7b
Exons: 11
Coding region: 211-1566 (451 amino acids)
Biological process (GO): regulation of DNA-templated transcription
Cellular component (GO): nucleus
Source: RefSeq, a predicted model, not a curated record
UGCAAUCGUUGUACUUACUCCUUUUCCUCAGUUAAAUUUUUUUUGCAUUUUGUUGUGUAAACAAUUGGGGUCUCGCUGGUUUGGCGCGAAAUGUGCACGCUUCCCCUGUAGAGCCCUGGUGAACUGGCGACUGGCUGGACUCUUGGGACCUAUUUUAAAAUUGCCAUUUUCAUAAGCCGUUGUUCGCGGGAUCAAGAAUGCGUCUGAAAAAUGAUGUCAAAAUUGGUUACAGAUAUCUUUAAUGCUCAGAGUGAUGAUGAAGAAUUUAUGGGUUUUCAAGAGGCUGAUUUUAGGAAUAGAUGUGACCAUUUUAAAUAUAUCCCAAAAUUAAUAGCAGAUAUCUUUGACGCACCAAGUGAUGAUGAGUUUUUGGGUUUUCAAGAUCCUGAAUCCAACACAUCUCAUGAUCAUGCUGCUGUUGAUGAACUGAACCAAAGCAUGAGUGUUCCCCAUUUCCAGUCCAAGUUUAUUACGGAAGAGCUUAUUGAAAUUUUCACCGAGGAUAGUUGGUCAACUGAUUAUGUUUUUGAAGGAUUCCCUGAAUGUACUGUUGAAUCUAAUGGCAAAGUGGACUUAAGGCCUGAGAGUUUGGAAAUGGAGGAUGAAGAUGAAGGUUUCACUGAAUAUGAUGAUGAAGAUGAUGAAUCUUCCAUAGAAAGUGAGAUGGAAGCAACACCAAAGAAAGGCCAUUUUGGACUGCGUGUGGCAUUUAAAUUUCCUACAAGGCGGCCAGUGAAAAGAAAAGAGCGAGAGAUCCAUGACUCUGAGUCUGAAUCAGAUGAUGACUUAGUGUCUGGAAAGAAAAAUUCUAAUGUAUUGUUAAAGAGGGCCAUGAACAUCAAAGAAAAUAAAGAAAUGCUCGCUAAACUAAUGGCGGAACUAAAAACAAUGCCUGGACUCUUUCCAAUGAAAGUAUGCACUUCAUCAUCAUCUCCAAAGCAAAAACGAACCCCAAAGAGAACAUUUUCUGAAGGCAAGGUUGAACGCCGUGUCAAUCCAGCCAGGAGUGCACGGCCCCGUGAGGGUUUUUCUGUAGAAAAGUUUGCGAUUUCUCCAACCAAACUUAUGAACCAAGUGAAAAAGUUCCGCUUGAGAGCUGAUCUAACAAAUCGUUUUGUUGAGGAUGGAGGUUUGAGCAAGAGGAGACGAAGAUCUUCAAAAGGAAAGCCAAGACCUGCUGAUGAUAUAACAGAAGAGGAUUUGGAAAAUGUUGCCAUCACCGUUAAAGAUAAAAUUUACGACCGUUGUUUGGGCAGCACUUGCCAUCAGUGCCGGCAGAAAACAAUAGAUACAAAAACAAUAUGUCGUAAUCAGGACUGCUAUGGCGUGAGAGGACAAUUUUGUGGACCCUGUCUGCGCAAUCGAUAUGGUGAAAAUGUGAGAUCAGCCCUUCUAAACCCUGACUGGGUUUGUCCUCCUUGCAGAGGGAUCUGUAACUGCAGCUUCUGUCGUCGUCGGGAUGGACGCUGUGCUACUGGCAUUCUUGUUCACUUGGCAAAAUUUUAUGGCUAUGACAAUGUUCAAGCCUAUUUGGAAAGCUUACAGAAGCAGCUAACUGAAGAUUGAAACAGCAACUACUAGAAUCUGUAAACAGGUUAAAGAAUUAAGAAGCUUCUUGCAGCUUGUUUUAGUAAAAUGACCUUUUAAUUUUUUAAGAAACAUGUAUAAAAAGCACACUUUAUUUUAAUAUUACAAUUACUGGUAAUUACCAGAACUUGGAAAUAAUUAGCAAAAAUAAUGUAAAUGCAAUCUGCAGAACUUGAGUUGUAAAGUUUUUCAGAACCUCAUAAUAGUUGAAAAGUUCCUUUUAUGGCUGUUUGUUCAAAUCCUUUGUUAAACCUUAAGGAAUCUAUUCCACACAUGAAUGGAUGAUCCAUGUUAAUUGCAAUAUCAGGGACCACAGAUGAUUGCAAGUAUUUGUUUUAUUAUUGCUAUUUCAAAGGUAAAUGUCUUGUUUACAUGGACCACAUUAACACUAAAUCCUGCUCUGUGUUCUCUUGUUAUCCUAUAACAACAUAAAUGCAACACUGCUGUUUUUCUCUUGUUGCGUUCAACAUAAGCACAAGGAUAGGUCAAGCAAAACUGGAAAACUUAAGUGUUGAUGCAUGGUUUUACAUUUAGUUUUUUGUAAUCUAAUUGAUCAUCUUUCUGUUUAAUCUAGAAUCCUUGAAAGCAUUAGUGUUUUUUUCAUUGUCUAAAGAAAUGUUAAACUGAAUAAGCAAAUUUAGAAUUUUUUAUGUAAAAUGCUGCAUGGAAGUUGGAAUUUCUGUUGGCAUUUAAUGUAAGAAAAUAACAAUAUAUGCACAAUCUUUUACUUUGAUUAAAAAUGUUGAAAUAAAA